Messenger RNA from Salarias fasciatus (jewelled blenny), 1028 nucleotides. It is a transcript of the gene nsmce1, whose product is annotated as NSE1 component of SMC5/6 complex. Bases 72 to 818 code for a protein of 248 amino acids. NCBI's taxonomy places the organism in Eukaryota, Metazoa, Chordata, Actinopteri, Blenniiformes, Blenniidae. Gene Ontology annotation, molecular function: ubiquitin-protein transferase activity. Gene Ontology annotation, biological process: double-strand break repair via homologous recombination. The transcript is spliced from 8 exons. Gene Ontology annotation, cellular component: Smc5-Smc6 complex; nucleus. The record is from RefSeq and is a predicted model, not a curated record.
AGGCAGCAGCAGAAGAAGAAAUCCUCCACAAGGCGGAAGGCGCGGCAAAACAAGUGCAGGAGAACAGGAACAUGUCUCAGCAGCGGAUGGAAGACAGUCACCGCAGAUUUCUGCAGGCCAUGAUGACCAUUGGGGUCAUCGACCGUCAAGGAGCAAAGACUCUGCAUAGACGGUGCUGUGAAGAACAUAAAACCCAACAUUCGCCUGACAGACUGGAUUCUUUCAUCGACACCAUCAACUCAAAGCUGCAGCCUCUGUUCAUGCAGAUAAGAAAAGGGAUGUCCGAAGACGACGGGAACCAGUAUUAUGUUUUAGUGAACACGGCUGAAACUGACGUCACCAGGAUGUCUUCAGAUUACGCCGACAAUGAACUGGAACUGUUCAGAAAAACGAUGGACCUGAUCAUAUCCUCUGAGAAUGGUAAAGCCUCCUCCACUGAUAUACUGAACUGCACUGACACCAUGACCUCCAAAAAACUGAAGAAGAUUGAAACGGAGCAGCUCCUGAAGCGACUUGUGUGCGACAAGUGGCUCAGUGAGAAUCAAGGGGAAUACACCUUGUCCACCAGGUGUAUCAUCGAGAUGGAGCCUUAUAUCCGUGCGAUGUAUCAGGACCAGGUCAAAAUGUGCCACAUCUGUCACAACUUUGCUUUCCAGUGCCAAAUUUGUGACAAUCCCGCAUGUGGCAUCAAAAUCCACAACCCAUGUGUGGCCAGAUACUUCAAAGGGAGAGUGGAGCCUCGGUGCCCAGCAUGUGAUGACUUUUGGCCCCAUGAAAUCCCAGAAUUCCCGCAGCAUCAGUCUUCGUCCAAAAGAUGACCUCCUCAACAACUUCUUUUUUUUUUGAUCAUAUUUGUUUUUUUUAUUUCAUAUUUUUUUUAAUGUUGACUUUCACAGAAUUUCAUUUUGUUGUUUCUUUGCAAACAUAGUGUCAGUUGUUCAGUUCGUCUCCUCAGUUCUCCAUCAUACAAGGCUGUAUAAAUGUACAAAUGUUUUUGCUGUUUUGUUUUAUAAAUAAUAAACUCUUGA